AUGGAGAAGGAUAACACUACCAAAGAAAUAAUAAGAGAAUUACAACAAGAGAUUAUAGAGAAGGAUAAAUUUAUCGCCUCUAUGAAAAAACGCUCAUUGGCCUUUGAGGAUGAUGUGAUUGAAAUUGAAAAAAAAUACUACGACGAAAUCCAGACUUACAAGCGUCAAACAACGAUCAAACAGCGUCGACUUUUGCCAAAUGUGCAUUUAUCGUUUCCCCUAUACCCCAGUUAG
This is a messenger RNA of Acanthoscelides obtectus, 234 nucleotides long. The record is from the annotation of a GenBank genome assembly. NCBI's taxonomy places the organism in Eukaryota, Metazoa, Arthropoda, Insecta, Coleoptera, Chrysomelidae.